Molecule: messenger RNA, 1499 nt
Organism: Guyanagaster necrorhizus
Lineage: Eukaryota; Fungi; Basidiomycota; Agaricomycetes; Agaricales; Physalacriaceae
Product: ArfGap-domain-containing protein
Exons: 6
Coding region: 43-1308 (421 amino acids)
Cellular component (GO): cytoplasm
Molecular function (GO): GTPase activator activity
Source: RefSeq, a predicted model, not a curated record
CAUCCUUGUACCUCUCCUUCUUCGGGAUUCUCUGCUACUGUGAUGACUUCGAGAAUUGCCAAUGAACGCAGUCAGAAGCUCGUUGAGAAGUUGGCGCUACUUCCCGGAAAUGACAUUUGUGCUGACUGCAAGAAUCGCAAUCCUCGAUGGGCGUCGCACAAUCUGGGUAUUUUCCUCUGCGUGAAUUGCGCGAGCAUUCACCGGAAGAUCGGCACUCACAUUACGAAAGUUAAGAGCCUGACGAUGGACUCAUGGACGAAGGAGCAGGUCGAGAACAUGAAAAACAUGGGCAACGUCAAGUCGAAUGCGAUUUAUAAUCCUAACGAGAUACGCCACCCGCCUCCUCCCAGUCUGAUGGAUCCGGAGAGGGACAGCGACCUUGAGCAGUACAUCCGAUCAAAGUACGAAUAUAAACGCUUCUUGGACAAGUCUGCUCUUGUCGCAUCUAAGCUUGGUCCGUCACGUUCUGUACGCUCUAUAUCACCGCGCCCACAGACGACGCCGUUGAAGAAGCCGACAACAACGCCGACAAACGUCAGCCGGCCGUCUACCGCAACCCUUCCCCAGCAACCCCGGUCUGCUUCUCAGCCUAUGAUCUCCACUACUCUGUCACAAGCACAAACGCAACCUGCAGCCCAACCGCAACAGCAGCCUCAGAGUGGGGUAUGGGCGGACCUUGUUUCGCUGCAGACACCCUCUGUGAGCUCGUCGUUACCACUCCAAUAUCAAGCUCCACCACAACAGCUACCAUCAUUUGCGACAUCUGCUUCUCUACCCGCUUUCAAUACACAGUUGACUACAAGUGGCUUCCAGCCUACGAUGGGAACCGGCAUGAAUUCAACGGGCAUGGGAAUGGGAUUGAAUCCCUUCCAGCCACAGCCUCAGUAUACUAACCCGUUCCCCCAACAAUCCUUCCAACACAUGUCAGUUAAUGACCCCUUCCCUCAGCAAACUUUUGCCCCGCAACAGCAACAAUACUUCGCUAACCAGCCCCCGAUGCAAUCUCCCACUAUACAAGUGUUCGCGCCCAUCCCACAGUUGCAGGGCCAGUUCUCACCAUCUUCUCCAACGGUUAUGACAACCUCACCUCAACUUAUGUCAACCACGCCUCAGCUCAUGUCGACAACACCCCAGAUUAUGUCGACCACACCACAAGUUACAUCUUCCCCGGGUAUCUCAUUCAUGCCUCAGCAGCCGCAAACGUAUGUUGCUACAGGGCCAUCUCCAAUGGGCAGUGGAGCGUGGGCACAACCCACGUAUACUAAUAACAAUACCUACACUAUGCAGGGGCAAUGGGGCUCAAUGUAAUGUCCAGCCGGAAUCAGUUUUGACUUGGACCUCAUUUCUUUCUUUCUUUCUAAUUAAAAUACUGGACCCAAGGCUUAAUUUGGUUUUGCAGUGGAAUUUGUGGAUAUUUUUGUUUUACGCCGUUACUUAUUUAUCAUUUGUAUCUUAGUACGUCCUGGAAGAACAAUACUUAAUGCCGUUUCCAGCCUGAG